CAGCGCACCAUGUUGGCACGAGCUUAUCAAGCAACAGCUGAGGCAAUGCUUAAUGAAUCUGGUCCCUGUCUAUUGGGAUAUACACACCUCGUGGCUCGCUUGCUUGGCUUAGAUCGGUCAUCAUGCUCCGCCACCCAGAUGAUGGCUGCGGCUUCAGUAGGACCCUGUCACUCGGAUGCCGUCGGUCGGUUGCUGCGCGCACACCACAAACUUGUGUCUCAAUGGAGGCAGGCAAGUUGCGUCUUUUAA
Protopolystoma xenopodis is the source of this 249-nucleotide messenger RNA. Lineage: Eukaryota; Metazoa; Platyhelminthes; Monogenea; Polystomatidea; Polystomatidae. The record is from the annotation of a GenBank genome assembly.